AGAGGAAGGAGGAGAGGAGAGCCCAGACUGCUGCAGACCAACACACCGGUAGCAGCCUGAUUCUCUCUGCUGCAAAGGACUUUUGGGCAUCAUGCUGAGGAAGAGCUCGGAGCCGCUGAAAGGCGACAGAGAGGUGCUGCUGGACCUGGACAACUGCAGUGAAGCACAACCCUCAGACAACUACGGCAGUCUGCACAACGGGGCUUACAUCCCACCGCGAUUUUUUUCAGCUGCAAAUGAGGACGCUGAUGAUCCCGUUUAUGUCCACUGCGACCCGAGAGGCAACCAGACGGCUCCGCAGGCCGGGAACUACUUCAGAGAUGGGAGAACUAAAAUCGACUUUGUGCUGGUGUGGGAGAUCCGCGCCAGGAGGAAGCGGCGAGGGAAGGGCAGAGCCGAGGUGACCGGUGGGGAGGGGGACGCUGUUCCCCCGGGGGAGAGCAGCAGGUCUGAACGGAGGAAAGCACAACUGGCACAGUGGAGGGACAAGUUCGUUCAAAACCUGGAGAUGGCUGGGCUGCUCAUGGAGAAGGAGGAAAAAGCAAAUGAGAAGAAAACCAUUCAUUUUCUAAAAAUAAGCGCUCCCUGGGACGUGUUGGUCUAUUAUGCUGAGGAGCUUUGCCUUAGAGCUCCACUGCAGGCACAACAACAUCUGGACUUAAACACAUCUGCCCUGGUGAUGAAAAGACUAUGCAUACCCAACGUGAUGAGGGAGUCGGUGCCAAACAGGCCGCUGGACUAUUACACAUGUGCCUUCCGCAAAUCAAAGAUGAACAGAUUCCUCGGAUAUGAAAACCAGGAGAAUUAUUUCAGUAACACUCAGAGACACCGUGUUUUGUACGAGAUCCUAGCAAGGACCGUGUACGGCAAAAGGAAGAGGGCUGAGGUUGGUGUGGACAGACUGGUGAAUGAAGGCGCGUACACGGCAGCGUUCCCCCUUCAUGAGGGGCCUUUCCAGCUCCCGGAUCACGAGAUCCGCCCUGACGAUCUGAACCAGAGGCAGGUUCUUUACUACUACUGGGCCCGCUGGUGGAAAUGGUACAAGUAUCAGCCGCUUGACCAUAUCAGAGAGUACUACGGAGAGAAGAUUGCACUCUACUUUGCAUGGCUGGGUUUCUACACUGCCUGGCUGCUGCCGGCAGCUCUGGUCGGAACCCUGAUCUUCAUUUCUGGAGUCAUGUCCAUGAGCACCAACACGCCAGCGGAGGAAAUCUGCGGCAGCGGCGCUAAUUACCUGAUGUGUCCACUCUGUAAAACGUGUACGGCCUGGAACAUGUCGGACAUCUGCACCAUGGCGAAGUUGGGCUACCUGUUCGACCACCCGGGCACCGUGUUCUUCAGCGUGUUCAUGUCCUUCUGGGCCGUGACCUUCCUGGAGUACUGGAAGCGGAAGAUGGCGACCCUGGCUCACCACUGGGACUGCAUGGACUUUCAUGAGGAGGAGGAGCGUCCUCGGCCAGAGUUUGCAGCCAUGGCCCCCACCAUGGAGCAGAACCCAGUGACGGGGGUCAAAGAGCCCUACUUCCCAGAAACUACCAGGCUGUCGCGCAUGUUCACCGGCUCCAUGGUCAUCGUCCUCAUGCUGUGCGUGGUGAUAAUCUUCCUGGUGACGGUGGUCAUGUGCCGCGGUAUCAUCAGUGUGAUGAUGUACCACACAGGGAGCCCUGUGCUGCGGACGGAGGCGGCGACCAUAGCCAACAUCUCCAGCAGCGUUGUGAAUCUGGGCCUCAUCCUGUUGAUGGGGCAGGUCUACACGGCGUUAGCUGAGCAGCUCACCAAGUGGGAGAUGCACAGAACACAGACCCAGUAUGACAACGCUUUCACCUUCAAGGUGUUCAUCUUCCAGUUCGUCAACUUCUACUCGUCUCCAUUCUACGUGGCUUUCUUUAAAGGAAGGUUUGUGGGGUACCCCACUAACUACGGAACGUUGUUCGGGAUGAGGAAUGAAGAUUGCGGUCCUGGAGGCUGCCUCAUCGAACUGGCUGAACAACUCUUCAUCAUUAUGGUGGGGAAGCAGCUCAUCAACAACAUCCAGGAGUUCAUCCUCCCUAAAGUGAAGGCCUGGCGCCAGAGGAAAACCUUGGCCAAGGUUCUGGGGAGCGACGGCUCCAACGAGCCCAAGCGCUGGGAGGAGGACUACCAGCUGGUGGAGUGCGCCGGCCUGUUUGAAGAGUAUCUGGAGAUGGUGCUCCAGUUUGGGUUCAUCACCAUUUUCGUGGCGGCGUUCCCUCUCGCUCCACUCUUCGCACUGCUCAACAACUGGGUGGAGAUCCGUCUGGACGCCCACAAGUUCGUGUGCGAGUAUCGCCGGCCGGUGGCCGAGCGCGCCCAAAACAUCGGAGUGUGGUUCAACAUCCUGGAGGCCUUGUCCCACCUGUCCGUCAUCGCUAAUGCGUUCCUCAUAGCCUUCACGUCUGACUUUCUACCUCGCCUGCUCUACCAGUACAGGUUUGAUAAUGAUCUCCAAGGUUACGUCAACUUCACUUUGGCGUACGCUCCGUUGAAUUACACUGAGUAUCCCAUGUGCAGAUACAAAGCCUUCAGAGACAACGAUGGAAACUACACUCUCUUCUACUGGGAACUCCUUGCUGUCCGACUUGGUUUCAUCAUUGCGUUUGAGCAUGUUGUGUUCUUCGUGCUGCGAGCCAUCGACUGGAUCGUUCCUGACGUCCCCGGGUCCUUGGAGCUGAAGAUCAAGAGGGAGCGCUACCUGGCCAAGCAAGCCCUGGCUGAAAACCAGGAGGCCCUGCUGGUGAGUCGAGGCCCAGGGGCCGCCCUUGCCGCUCCAGGCACCUCCAGCCCAGGAAGCGACGCGUCCUUUGGAGUCCUGAAUUAGGACGAAUGCACGUGAUGCUGCACAGACAUGAUGAUCGGGUCUGAAACAGCCUCGUCGCGUGGAGACGAUAUCGUCCAUUUUCAACGGGCCGAGCAUCCCGGGAGUCUGACGAGUCUCUGCUGGAUCGAGGAUAUUAAUUCAUCAAGUGUAUAUGUGUCAAUAAUGAAGAAGAUCAGAAUCACUAAAUCUGCAUUUAGAUAAUUGUCUAACGUUGGAGCUUGUGCUGUAAACUUCUUCAGAGUCUCGACCCGUGUGCAGGUCCAAUCAGAAUGUCCCACCUGCCUCGGGUUUAUUUAUGUGAUGUUAAGUUGUAGCCUGGGCCGAACUAAAGCUGCAACGCAGGAGGAAGUUUGUUAAGGCUGACUAGGGAUGGGCGAUAUUUUACCGUACACGAUAUACCGUCAAAAAAAUUCCCCACGGUAAGAAUUUGUCAUCUCGCGGUAAAAACGAUAAAUUCCCGUUGAUGACGUUUUUGUGUAAAGCUGAUUUAUGGUUCUGCGUUAAAUCCACGCACAACGUACGUGAAGGAAGGAAGGAAGGAAGGAAGGAAGGAAGGAAGGAAGGAAGGAAGGAAGGAAGGAAGGAAGGAAGGAAGGAAGGAAGGAAGGAAGGAAGGAAGGAAGGAAGGAAGGAA
This is a messenger RNA of Cololabis saira (Pacific saury), 3470 nucleotides long. It is a transcript of the gene ano11, whose product is annotated as anoctamin 11. Gene Ontology annotation, cellular component: plasma membrane. Lineage: Eukaryota; Metazoa; Chordata; Actinopteri; Beloniformes; Belonidae. Gene Ontology annotation, biological process: chloride transmembrane transport. The transcript has 25 exons. The record is from RefSeq and is a predicted model, not a curated record. Gene Ontology annotation, molecular function: chloride channel activity; protein dimerization activity. Bases 92 to 2836 code for a protein of 914 amino acids.